AUGGAGCCUCCAGUGAUUCAUCCCAAACAUCUGCACUUCCAUUGGAGGCAUCUUCAGCAUCUUCCUCCAUUGAAAGCCGUAUAUAUUCUCUGUGUGCGAAGCGAUCCCACUCCGUCAAAUUUGGGUUCUCACGCUCCUGUUAGGAAUAAACAGUCAACAACUGCAAAACCAUGUGACUGUACACAGAACAUUCUGAACAUAGCAAAGUAUUUCUUGAGCACUUCCAUCCACGCACGCAGCCAAAGGGCGACGCGAGGCGUGAGGCGAGCAUGGCCAGGCCUGGCACCUCAAAUAGCUGUUGCGAGGCACACUUGUGAAAGGCGACGCCAAGUUACACAUCUUUGCCCAACCAAACCCACAUUUAGUUUGUGCUUUCCAUUUAUCUGCACCGGAAAACCUGAUCCCUGUGGUGUUCAGGCGACCUGUGGCUCCUUAACUAACUACCUGAGAGUGAAGGUUAUCUACUCACUAAUUACAAGUAAUAAAGAGUAUCAGAAGACGUUUGGAGUCACCUGUGGAAGGCCUACUGAUAACCCACAAACAUGA
Striga asiatica is the source of this 546-nucleotide messenger RNA. The record is from the annotation of a GenBank genome assembly. Lineage: Eukaryota; Viridiplantae; Streptophyta; Magnoliopsida; Lamiales; Orobanchaceae.